AUGUUCGAGGACUUCUCCUUCUCGUCCCCGUCGUCCACCAGGCCCUCGCGCCUGGCGCUCGAUGGCGACGACCGCCUCAUGGUCGACAGUGACAGUUCCCUCAUCUCUCCCAUGUCGUCGCGCUGUCCCUCCCCGCGCUCCCAUCGCUUCCCCCGGACCGCGUCUCGCUCUCGCUCCUCCUACUUCCGCUCCACACAACAGCCACCCACGUCCGUGCCUUUCUCUGCCUACGAUCACAAGCGGCUGUCUAUCAGCACUCUGACGCGGAAACUUCACGAGCACACCCUUCAAAACCCGAACGGCCUGCAGCCCGAAGAAGCCGGUCGCUUCGAUCGUCCCGCUUCUCCAACCCCAUCGGAUCUGGGCAUUUCAACCAAGUUCCCGGGCUACGUCCUCACCCCGCCAGACACAGAUCACGAUGACGAGUCCCUGACUUCGGGUUCCCUUUCUCCACAAUCCGGCUCGCCCUUCCUGAGCCCUACCUCCGUGCCCGCAGACUUCCCCGCAGCCGAUAACAUUGAUCUGAGCGGCAACGGCAACGCCACGACGGCCGCUCCAUCAUCAGAUGCUUGGACCGUCCGCGCUCAAAGACAACAGAUCUCCCGUUUGCAAUGCAAUCAGUCUGAUGUAGAAGCCAUUCGUCGUGCUCUGGUGUCCGAUGACGAGAUCAUGCGCUCGGCCAUGUGCAGGGACUCCAUCUGUGAAGAGGACUACCACCCCAGUUCGCUGCCACCGCAGUCUUCGCCGCGAAGACGUGCCCUGACUCUGUCGCGGAAUCGGUUCCGUGGUCAGCCCUCUUCCACGGCGUCAGCGGAAUCAGCUGGUCCGGAGACCCGGGCACGUCGGAAGAGUAGCGUCAGUGCAUUGGCAUCGUCACAUCGCAUCGAGAAGAGCUACCACUGCUCGUCGCGAGAUAUGCACAAGAAGAACGAGCAGGGGCUGAGACGGAAGAGCCUUUUCAGUUUUACACCUGUAAAUAUUUACUUCUUUCUUCUCUCCUACACAUCAACCUUAUCGUUACCGUUACUGGGUGGUUUUACUAUUGUGCAUCAUAUAAGCGAUUCGUGUCCCGAUCAAGUCGGAUUGGAUUGGAUUUGA
Molecule: messenger RNA, 1098 nt
Organism: Aspergillus niger
Lineage: Eukaryota; Fungi; Ascomycota; Eurotiomycetes; Eurotiales; Aspergillaceae
Exons: 2
Coding region: 1-1098 (365 amino acids)
Source: RefSeq, a predicted model, not a curated record